GUUGAGGGAGCUCAUACGCGUGUGAUGGGCUGAGCUCGCUCCGCGCAGAUGCGGAACCUCAUCGUCGUGGUGCCUGCUGCCCGCCCGGACCUGUUUAGCAGCGUUCCCAUUGGCUCUGUGCGCUGCCGAAGCGGGCCCCCUCCCCUCCCCUCCCCCGGUCGGAGCGUCGCGGCCAUGGGGGCCCAGGCGAUGCUCAAGACCCUGCUUUACACCGUCAACUCCCUGCUGCAGCGGCGCAGAUACCGCGCGGCGCUGGCCGUGCUCAAGGGCUUCCGGAACGGAGCGGUCUAUGGAGCAAAGAUCCGUGCCCCCCAUGCUCUGGUGAUGACCUUUCUCUUCAAGAGUGGAAGUUUAAGAGAGAAACUGAAAGCGAUUGCUCAGGCCACUUAUACUCAUUCCCGAAACCUGGCGUAUUUUGUGUUCACUUACAAGGGGCUGAUGGCGCUGCAAUCCCGACUACAGGGAAAGAACUUUCAGUUGCACUCCUUCGUAGCAGCCUGUGUUGGAGGCUGGUUAGUGUUUGGUGAAAACAAUCAUAUCAACAGCCAGAUAAACAUGUACCUGCUGUCUCGUAUUCUGUUUGGCUUGUCCCGACUGGCAGUGGAGAAGGGUUAUAUCCCAGAACCCAAGCAGGACCCUUUCCCGAUCUUUGCUGCUGUGACUUGGGGGAUUGUUCUGUGGCUCUUUGAAUAUCAUCGGCACACUCUCCAACCCUCUCUGCAAUCUUCCAUGACUUACCUGUAUGACGACAGUAACGUAUGGCACGACAUUUCUGACUUCCUUAUUUAUAACAAAAGCAACGCUCAAAAGUAAUUUGCUAAUCCCCAGCGAUCUUUGAAUAAUGGCACAUUCCAGCAACAAUGAGGAAAGGAUUUUCUGCUGCCCUUGAUUAACGCACUUUUUAUUAUUAGGAUCUGUCCAACAAAUUUCCCUCUUGUGUCUUGGCCAAAAUGUUGUGAAUAACCUAAUGAUCUUUUCUUGGCUCUCUAUUGGCCACACCGGGACUCCACAGAAACCUGUCCCAGUGCCACAACAAGAGCAAAAUGUUCCUGGAUUAAUUUGAUUUCAAAAAUUCUUUUCUACAAGAGACAUUAUGUUCCCCACAUUGUAAUAGUUAAUUCUUUUAAAGAAUGCACUGAUUUUAAACCUUGACGGCUCGAAAGUAAACUGUGACUAUAGUUUAUAUGAUACUGAAACAAAAUAUGCAGUAGGGGACUAAUGGAAUGCUCACGUGCUAGAAAUGCCUCUCACAACCACUGUGUUAGCAGUGGAAGGAAUGCAGUGAUUUCCAGCCAUACCUCUCUAUAUGUUGGGUCUUUUCUGAGCUGAUAUAUUUAUCUGUCAUCUGCUGUGUCAUGUCAGAAGGUCCUGAUUUCUGUGAAGCAUUGGAGAUCCAGACUAAACAAGCUGUGUUUCUUCAGUGAGUUUUCUGUGCAUUUUGCCCCCAUGUAGAUAAUAGGAUGUUUGCAUUUAAAAGCAUUUGGCUUCUUUGGGACAGACAUGGUACCUCGUGCUUUGAAUCACCAUUUAUGCUCAGUCUUUGUCAUUCCUUUGGAUUAUCUAGUGCAGGAUGUUUCACUAAUUAUUCCCCCUAUUUAAUUACAGCCCCUUUUUAUUUCUGUGCCUGGACUAUGAAUUCCAUACAGUAGAGAGAACUAACCAAAUCCAUUGUAAGAAGAUUUUACAAGCGAGGGAUUAAAAAGAGGUUGAGCCCCUGGUGUUACUUUUCCCUUCUGUCCCCUGGAAGGAGGAUAUAUCUGUGUAAAUUGAAGCUAUCUUUGGAUCUUAGCCAAAAGGUUAAUAUUUUACACUGGACCUAAUUAAGACCACUCCUUUAAUUGUUCAAACUACUAGAUCAUAUACUGAAUACUUGAGUUGGACCAGUGAUCAGUGUUUCAUAUGAUCCUUGGUUUGCAAGAAUUAGAAAAAAUAACAGAACUAGUUACUAUAUAAAAUCUAUCACUCAAUUAAAAAUCACAGUUUCAUGUUUUUUUUUUAAAUUUCUCAAAUUACAGGCAAAUUCUUGCUUCUUUAAAAUCACUGUCUUCAUCUACAUAGUUGGCUGAUAUCUUUGCAUUGCUUAUGUUUUGAAUGCUGCACUUUAAUUGGAAUUAAAGUGUCUUUGAUAAUGUUCAAAGUUCUCAGUGUAGAAAAAAAGAUUGCGUCUUUUGCUGACUCAUUGUGUGAUGAUAUUUUUUGACAAGAUUUCAGAAAAUCUCUUCCAAAUCUAUGACCUGACAGCUAUGGUAUAAUUGACCAAAAUCUUCAGAAAAAAAUUCUCAGGUUUAUAAAUUACCAUUGGGUUGCCUCAUUAAUUACAUACACUUGUAGAACAAGACACGAAGACCGCCACCUCUGUGAGCUGUGUCAUUAGAAGUCGAUAACUUCUUGAUUGUGUAAGACACUAACUUCUCAGUGUAAAAGCCAUGCUUAUUUCCCCUAAAAAACGUGAACUAAAAUUUCUGUUGGUGAUAAUUAUAUCAGAUCUGAAGCUCUAUAGUUACCUGCCAAACACUUGUAAUUGCGUGUUCGGCUGUUCAGAGAACUGCUUAUUGCUGUUCACCUGGUGAUUUUUAUGCUCUGGCAUUAUCAUCUCCAUCUCUUUCAUGACUGUAUAACCAAACUUCUGUCUGCUAGAGUUCUAGCAUCAUCUCAGCAGUACCUGCAAAAAUCCCUUCUCUCUAGGAAUCGAUUGCUAGCUUCACUUUCAUGGUAAAUCAAUAUGAGUCUCAAACCAUCUGCAGCUCUGAUUCACAGAGCCAGCUGCUGCCAUCAGAAGCCAAACUGGAAUUUCACCACAGUAGCAAGUUCUACAUAUCAGGGGCCAUUAGCUGUGCUUUUUAAAGAUGGUUGUUUUCCUGCUCUGUGUGGGUAGGACGUUAGGCUGCAAGUUACUCCCUUUUCCAGGGAAGUAAUUGGAACAAUUCUUCAUUGGUACCAGCACACAUCACUCUUACUAAAGCCAGAUAGAUGGCGAUGAAGCCCUUAUGCCCCUGAAGUGACAGAACAAUACCAGUGUGUAAUAGGGAAGUGAACUAGAAGUAAUUUCUGUCUGUUGCAGACUUCUGAAUACAUACGUUACAUUCAUCUCUCCCCACCCCCCACUGUAUUGUCUGGGGAAUUCAGUCUUCUGUUUCUUUUAUUAGCAUUAAAACCAAACAGAAAUAAGGAGAUAGUUGUGAAACCAUCUGCAAAACAGCCAGCCCCCAAGAAUGAGAAAGGGAGACACUGUUUUUCCAGUCCUGAUCUCUGUAAAUCAAAACAGACAUGAACACAAUUCACGUUUAUCACAACCCAAAGUUGGAUUGUUGCUUCUAACCAGGGGGAAAAAUUCUGAGAGGAACUUAACACCGCCUCACUUGCCCCGAUGUCAGGGAAGGUUCAGCACUGUGUGGGAUGAGACCUUGGCUUGCCAGGACUCCCUUGUAAACAAAGCUGUGCAGUAGCAGGUCGGUGUACCUCUGGGAUAUCAGUGGGCAGAACAAAGAGACAGAAGCUAGAGAACACUUUAAAUAUGAUACUUGCCCACUUUUCAAAGUUGGCUCAAAUCUUCUUCCCCAACUUGAUUCAAACUGUGAAGGAAACUAAACAUCUGAACCAUUUAAAUGCUCAGGAAAGCUAAAUAUCCUAACAUUACAUGAUUUAACAAUGUUUUCACAGACCAAGCUUUCUGUGAAGAAUGCUUCCAUCGACCUAGUUACUGUUGCGGAGGGAGGUAGUGUUCCUACACCGAUGGGGGAAAAAAACCUUCCACAUUAGUUUAGGCUGUGUCUACACUACGAGGUUAUACCGGAAUAAUUACAGUCCUGGGGUUGUACCAAUAUAGCCCCAUAGUGUAGACAUGGCCUUAAUAUUGCAGAGGAAUGUCUUCAGGGGUUGUAUAUGCAAGUAGGGGAGCAAUCUAAAUGGAUUCAGGAUAUAUUGAUACCCUGACAACUUAUCUGGUCCUUGGAUAGUACAGUGCCUAGGGCAGAAGGGCCUUUCUGAAGGGGAAGAUCUAUGCUUGUCAGUUGUCACUUUAGAGCUUGCCACUUUAGAGGCAGGAGAGAACUCUGAGAAGUGCUUACAAACAUUGCAAUUGUUAUAACAUGCUGUGUGCAUAGCAUGUUGAUCUACUAACCAGCAUAUCUAUCCAAAUACUAAAUAUAUACAUGGGGGCCGGAUCUACUGAAAUGGCCAAAGCGCACAGGUCAGAGGUUGGUGUGGAAAGGAGGCCUGAUUGUAGUGCUGUAUGACUUUCUAUCCCCUAGCCCUCUGUGUUAGAGCAGACCUCAAACUGCUCUAACAAACUUGAGCCUUGUUGCAGUGUCCACAAGAGACCAAAAACCAAGCCCAGAAUCAUCAGCCAUAUUCCCUUUUCUCCGGCCACAGCCCUCCAUCAACACUACACUACCUCAGAAUCAUCCCUACGCUCAAGUGAUCCUUCUGGGCCAAGUAAGCCACCCUCAUGGGAGGCUUAUGCUGGCAGUGCAGGCAAAGAAGCCCCCUCAGUCCUGAAGAUUUGGCCCAUUGUUUGUGGACUUAAGCCCACAUACUGUCAGCUCCCUUAGUGGAAAUUCCCGCCUAUUAGAAGAAAUGUCUGUUCUCCAAACCCAUUUGUACUGACUCAAUACAAAUGUGGUCUCUUAGGAAACAGUUUACUGAUUGAUAUUAUUUGCCAUCUGAAAAACUCUUUUCCGGGGUCAAGCUGACCUUGAUGUCAGUGGAGUCUGUGCUAUUUCUAAUAUUGACUUUGAAAUACAGCCAGCAGGAGAAAGCAGAACUUGCUGUGAAUUUUCAGUACGCACAAUUAUGUGGGUUUUAUAAUUAAAAUGAGUGUUCUGUAGCUUGAGGGCCUUUUGCUGUCAAUUUUCUACAUUUGUAUGGCUGACUUGUAACAUGGGCAAAGGGGGGUCUCUAAGUGCAACAGAUGCUAUAACUAGAGAAUUGUUUCUAUGCUUUUCAGUCUAGCUGUGUGUAUUUUUAUUUACAAUUACUGCAUGGGAAACUGUCUCAUAUUGAAACCCUAGCUAAUUUUUUGGUAAUAUAGAAUGCAUUAAACACAUCAUCUCAGGCGAUUUAUUGUAAUUAUACUGGUUAGAGUGGUAAGGGGGAAGUCUUGCUUGCUUGUAAAACAACAACAUUGCGGUAAAGAAAGAGAUGGCAGCUAGUGGACGUAUCUGCCUCAACAGCCAUAAAACAUCUUUUCCAUCCUAUGGACAAUGUGUCAGUCCUAUGCAGAUAUCCCGUUUGCCUCUUUUGAGCACGGUUUCUGUAUAAUGCAUCUUUGGAUAGUAUAAUGGUUUGCACUCUUUAAUAAAUAAAUGAUUGACCAUCUGUUUUAAA
Messenger RNA from Caretta caretta (loggerhead turtle), 5325 nucleotides. RefSeq names its product peroxisomal membrane protein 4 (gene PXMP4). The record is from RefSeq and is a predicted model, not a curated record. Gene Ontology annotation, cellular component: peroxisomal membrane. Lineage: Eukaryota; Metazoa; Chordata; Testudines; Cheloniidae.